AUGCCAAUAAUUCAGAUCAAUCGGGCCGAGCCAGCGCUACUGCAGGAGGUUGCCGAUACGAUUGGCAAGGCAAAGAAGGUUCUCGUCGUGACUGGCGCUGGAAUCAGUACAAACUCGGGUAUUCCUUCCACAACUUACUUGUUCUCCUCACAAGCAUCGAGGUCGGGCCUUCGCAAUAUGAAAGGUCGAGAUCUGUUUGACAGCAACAUUUGGUCGGAUCCCCUGAAGACCCAGGUUUUCUAUCGCUUCGCCACUACUCUGCGACAGAAAGUGAAAGAGGUGGAGCCUACAAAGACCCAUCAUUUCCUGGCUCGCCUGAAAGAUGUUGGAAAACUUGCACGCGUUUACACACAAAACAUUGAUGAGAUUGAGAAGAAAAUUGGCCUGUCAACCGAUCUCAAGAGCGGGGCGGGCGGCAAGAGACAUGGCGAACGAAGCAAGCCCAAGGUCACAUAUGUACACGAGAAAGGCGUCGAAUGCGUCUUUCUUCAUGGGUCACUGCGCGAUCUUCGAUGUUUCGUCUGUUCUGGAACCUGUGACUGGGACGAGGAUGGACGCGAGUCGCGAACAAUGUCAGGCGAGCAGCCCGAUUGUCCUCACUGCGCUGGGGCCACAGCAGCGCGCCAGGAAAAGGGCAAGAGAGCAUUGGGUGUCGGCAAGCUCCGGCCAGAUAUUGUGCUUUACGGCGAAGAGCACCCUCAGAACGACCUGAUAUCCCCGAUCGUCCAGCAUGACCUCGGAACUGGUCCAGAUCUGCUUCUCGUUCUCGGCACGAGUCUUAGGGUUCACGGACUGAAGGUCAUGGUGCGGGAGUUCGCCAGGGCCGUCCACUCCAAGGGCGGCAAAGUAGUCUUCAUCAACUUCACCAAACCGUCCGAGAGUACGUGGGGGGAUGUGAUCGACUACUGGGUUGAAUGGGAUUGUGACGCAUGGGUUGACGAUCUGAAGGAGCGGAAGCCGGUUCUU
Molecule: messenger RNA, 966 nt
Organism: Pseudomassariella vexata
Lineage: Eukaryota; Fungi; Ascomycota; Sordariomycetes; Amphisphaeriales; Pseudomassariaceae
Product: DHS-like NAD/FAD-binding domain-containing protein
Exons: 3
Molecular function (GO): NAD+ binding
Source: RefSeq, a predicted model, not a curated record